Molecule: messenger RNA, 1288 nt
Organism: Lactuca saligna
Lineage: Eukaryota; Viridiplantae; Streptophyta; Magnoliopsida; Asterales; Asteraceae
Source: the annotation of a GenBank genome assembly
AUGGCUUGUGUCAUUCUCACCCCACAGGAAUUUCUAAGUCAAGACGCACCUGAUUGUGAGGCAUUUAAAUUGUUGCAAGAUAUGGAACUUUUACAAAGGGAAUCAGAGGGAUCAAAUCAAACUGUUUCUACACAAUCAUCAUUGAUCAAUGGUCUCCCAGAUGACAUUGCUGUAACCUGUUUAGCAAGAAUUCCUCGUAGAUAUCAUUCCCUUCUCAAAUGUGUCUCAAGAACAUGGCGUGAUUUGGUUUGCAGUAAACAAUGGCAAUCCUAUCGUGAAAAGCAUAAUUUGACUGAAACUUGGAUUUAUGCAUUGUGUAAAGACAAAAUGGAGCAACUUUGUUGUUAUGUGUUAGACCCAAACCUACCAAAAAAAGGUUGGAAACGUAUCCAUGAUCUUCCACCUCAUUGUUUGAAAAGAAAAGGCGUAGGAUUUGAAGUUUUGGGGAAAAAUAUUUACUUUUUGGGUGGAUGUGGGUGGAUUGAAGAUGCUACAGAUGAAGUUUACUCAUAUGAUGCUAGCAGGAAUGCAUGGAGUGAAUCUUCUCCUUUGUCAACUGCAAGGUGUUAUUUUGCUUGUGAAUCAAUGGAUGACAAAAUGUAUGCAAUUGGUGGACUCGGGUCAAAAUCAAGCGACCCGCAUUCAUGGGACACAUUCGAUUCCAACACAAACACAUGGACAUCUCACAUGGAUCCCAACGUUGUUCCCGAAAUAGAAGAUUCUGUAAUCCUAAACGGAAAAAUCUAUAUAAAAUGUGGCUCUUCUGCUGUGUCUUCACAUGUUUAUGCAGUGGUGUAUGAUCCAUUAAAUGGCACGUGGCAGCAUGCAGAUUCUGACAUGGUGUGUGGGUGGCGGGGCCCAGCUAUUGUAGUGGAGGACACGCUGUACGUGUUGGAUCAGAGUUCAGGGACUAGAGUGAUGACGUGGCGGAAAGAUAAGAGGGAGUGGGAAGCUUUUGGGAGGCUGUCGGCUGUACUUACUAGACCACCUUGUCGGGUUGUUGGAAUUGGUAAGAAGAUAUUUGUGGUCGGAAAGGGGCUGAGCACGGUGGUUUUUGAUGUGGAUAAGGCGGCGAAUGUGGAUGGGGUGUUGGUUACUACUUCUGUUCCUAAAUUGCCGGCGUCUGAUGAUGAUGUAAUUAGCUGCAAGUCUCUUUCUUUAUGACCUUUUUAUUUAUUUUUUUCUCGUUGUAUGAAUUCAAUUGAGGUUAAAUGUUUAUUUUAAUUAAUUGGGACAUGUCUUUAUAAUUAAUACAAAAAGAACGGAGAAAGAUGACCAUGUUGCAUUA